Culicoides brevitarsis is the source of this 935-nucleotide messenger RNA. RefSeq lists its product as uncharacterized. Bases 52 to 888 code for a protein of 278 amino acids. Lineage: Eukaryota; Metazoa; Arthropoda; Insecta; Diptera; Ceratopogonidae. The transcript is spliced from 2 exons. The record is from RefSeq and is a predicted model, not a curated record.
AGAUGAACGAAAAUUUCUCAAAACAAUUAAAUUUAAUAAAAAUUUAGAAAAAUGGCAACUUCUUGUGAAUUUCGUAACUGCAACAACACCUCAGAAGAUACAAAAGUCAACAGAUUGAAGAUUCACGAAAAUCUGGCACGAAAAUGGGAUCAAGUGUUCAACGAAAACUUGACAAAUCGCAUCGGAGACUAUUUGUACAUUUGCUGCGCUCACUUUGAUAUCAACACGAAGAAGUUAAUUCUACCGAAGCCGAUUAAAGAACCCGGGGAGAUCAUUAAAGAGGCUCCAAAAGUCGUCGAACGGAAGGAAAUUGUUCAGAAAUCUGCUCCAAAGAGUCAGAAAAAGACAGUUUUUGAAGCUCCCGUAAAAUCGAAAAAUUUGAACAGCGACAGUGACGAUGAUGAACCUUUGUUACAGAAAAACCAAAUUCCAGCUGUUUCUUUUCCAACUCACAUUGAACAAACCUUCAUAGAAGUCGAAAUGGAUCCCGGAUUGGUGCCUGAAAUCAAAGAAGAAGCUCCCGAAGAAGAGAAUCACGUCGAAAAUGACGAUCAUUGGCAGGAAGAACCUCGCGAACGAUCCCCCGUGAGACAAGAAAUCAACUUAAAAGCCAUGGUUCCUCUAACGAUGCAACCCAAAGUCCUUCUUGGCGACUUGAAAAAGGUUAAAAAACGAGCAAAUGUUCUUCGCGACAAAAAACGCUACGAAAAAAAGAAGCGAGAACUCCAAAAAGUACUUUUUGACCUCGAAAAAGCAAAAAUGAAGAACGAAUUAAUGCAAAAAGAUAUUCUCAUGACACGAAAUCGAAUAAAUUUCAUCGAAAUAAAUUUCGGCGGAGCAGCAUCAAAACGAAACAAUCCCGAUUUUUUGGAUGGAAAUGAACUCUGAUGAACAAUUCAUGCGAAAAAUUUGUAAACAAACGAAUAAAAUUUCAA